AACAGUAAACACAAACAACUCACGAAUGCUUGCUUUUUGCCAACAAUUCGAAGUGAAUGCUGCGGACGCGACGCGGACGUUCGGCUGCUCGCGUUUACUGGAUUCAGUAGAAUCGAUCUUGUCGAGACGAGCAAAUGUAACGAGCGGAUAUACCAACUAACUAACUGCCUAGGCACAUAGUGUAUAGUGAAUGUCUAAGGUGACUGGCGAAAACCCUUUCCAUAAUUUGUGUUGUCUUUGAUUUUUAAUGUGUGACCAAAGCCUAAAUGGCAAUUUGAUUAUGAAAUGAAUAUUGUUAUAACAUAAAAAACAAAAUUUUGAAAAUACACUGAAAAAAAUCUCUUUGCAAAAAAUUAUAAAAUAUUUUAAACAAAUACAUGAAAAAGUGAAUAAUGUGAAAUAAUUUAUAAAUUAUGUGUGGUAUUUAAAAAAAAAAAAAUUCAAAGAAAUAUAUAAAAAAGUGCAUGUGUCAAAUUAAUUAAAAUACCGAAAAUUCUUUCAAAAAUAUCUACUAAAUAGUAAAAGUGAAGGAAAAUUGUGUUUCUGGUGUAGUAAUGUUAAAACUUAUAUUCAAACUCAACAAUAAGCUUCAGCUAACAUCAAAAGGAUGGCGUUCCAAAUGCUGAAAUCCGCACUUGAUGGUAGCGUGCACCAUCAUCAUCAUCAUGGUCAACAUAGUAAUGGAGUUGUUCUAUUAAAAUAUGAAUCUAAAUUGAAUUCCGGUUCGUGGGAGGAUUCCCUACCAAAACUAGAUAUCAACAGCACUGAGCUAUCACCGCUCGGCGAUAGCAACAACGGCAGCAUCACGACUACUACUACGGCACAAUUGCAUCAUAACGCCAACAGCGCUACGUUGCAUCGUCCCGAACCGUUGAACGCAUCGCGCUCCUCAUACAACAGUCUGCAUACUUUAUUGAACAGCAGCGCGCUUGCAGCACCGCUGCAACAAUAUCAACCACAACAACAACAGCAUCAUCAUCAUCAGCAUAGUAAAAGCUGUGGCAGUCCGAGCAGCAUCGGCCGGCCAACUAACGAAGCGGAAAUCACCGCAACCGCCGUAGUUGAGCAUACAAACAACACAAUUGCCGGCGGAAGUAUCAGCACCAACGGCGGCUCAGCGGCCGUUGGUGUCAGCACCGCAACUGCAACCACAGAUACCGUUACAGUCAACAAUCAAAGCGUCGCCACUGUAAAUUCCGCCACAAAGAAACGUCUCGAACACAACGCCUCUACACGUUCCGUGCAAUCGGAGGAUAGUUGGUGUUCAGAGCAAUCGAUAGAACAGGAGGCGAACGCCAACAGUACGCUCUCGGCAUCGGACGAGGAAGCAGCUACGGAGGACGAACGUGAACGUGAACGCAGCAGCGUGACGUCGUUGAGCGCAACCAAUCAACGCAAUUCACAAUUGCGUUCCACACUCAACAAGGCCAAACAGCAUUUGUCCUUUGACAAAUGGCGCACGAGUUCCUCGAACAGUGGAAACGCUGCCAACAACACAUCCACCAACAAUUCCGCAACCCAUUCGGCGUUGGGCAGCAACGGCGCCGCUGAUAGCAGUGGCAACAGCACGCAGACACGUCGUGCUAGCGCCUGCACCAUGCCGACAGCACAUCAGAGCGCACGUGAGGACAUCACCACACCAGGUGAAUCGCCGGGUGGCCGCCUCUCACGCUGGUUCUCGAUACGACGCGGUUCAUCACAUCAGUACGAUGUGGGUGGCCGCCAAUCGGCCGCGUCCAGCAUUGAUAUGCCAGAUGCAGCAGCGUUGUCAGCUUGCGGCGAUUCGGCACAUGCAUCGCCACAGAAGUUGAACACCAAAAAAAUGCCUGGCGUGCCAGAGAACGAUGACGAAGAAGCCGCCUUAACGGCAUCACGCUUUGAUCUGGAUCUAAUGUUACCGCCAGGCAGUCGCGCCAACGGCUCGGCAACCAAUGCGCACACCCGCCUCAUCACGCCCAUGCUGCCGCCCGCACCGCCGGGCCUGUCGCAGCAGCAGCUGAAGCGGCGCCACAUUGUGGCUGCAAUAGUGCACAGCGAGAACUCAUAUGUGGCCACUUUGCAACGUCUAGUCAAUGAUUAUAAGAAACCUCUCGAAGAGAGCAACCCACCUGUUUUGAGCGGCUCCAAGAUCGCCACACUCUUUCAUCGCCUGCCCGAGAUACUGCAAGCGCACAAAUUAUUCCGCAUCUCACUCGCCGAAUGCGUAUGCAAUUGGGAUCGUGACGAGCGUUUGGGCGAUUGCUUUGUGAAUGCCUUCAGCAAGCCGCGCAUACUCGAAAUCUACUCGGGCUUUAUAAAUAAUUUCUCAUUAGCCAUGGAACUCGCCAAAAUGGAGGAGAAACGUAAAUCAGCACUCGCCGAUUUCUUCAAAGUCAAACAAAUAAGCGCACACGAUCGUCUCUCAUUCUUCGGUUUGAUGGUUAAACCAGUGCAACGUUUCCCACAAUUCAUACUCUUUCUACAGGAUAUACUAAAGUAUACACCGCAAGGUCAUCACGAUCGUAUGUCACUACAAUUGGCGUUGACACAAUUGGAAUUACUCGCUGAAAUGUUGAACGAACGUAAACGUGAGGCGGAACAAUAUCAAGGCUUCAAAGAGAUGUUAGGUCACAUCACCGGCACCUUCAAUGCACGCUCACUCACCUCCACCGAUGGCAAUCGUGCGCGUUAUCUUUUACGUGAGGAUAAUGUGACACAUGUCGAGUUCAAUCAGGCUGGUCUUAUUGUAAAGUCGAAGCAGCGUCGUCUAUUAUUGCUCAAUGAUAAGGUCAUUUGUGUUUCGGUCGCACCGAAGCAGUCACAUGAUUUUGGCGCUACGGAGAAGCUGAGUUUCAAAUGGAUGUACCCAGUGACAGAUGUGGAAAUCGUGGACAACAGUACUUCCGCAACGCUCUCGAGAAUAUUAACUGCUGGUCUCAAUCGCGGCGGAAGUCUCAAGUCCAACAGUAGCUCCUGCAAUAACAGUCACUCCAAUACGCUACCAAUCAAUGCCACACACUCACAUGGUGGUCACUCACUGGACAGCUCUCCAGCUGCACAACUCACAAAUGGCGCCGAUAAUCUCUGCUCUGAGAUGAGCACACUCAUGUACGACUAUGAAGUAAUCUCACGUAUACACGAUCUCGUCAGCACACUGAAGGGCACAUACAAAGAGCUCAAUACGAAUACCACACGAAAUGUUUUGAAUACCAUUCAGGCCUCGAUACAACGCAAAGACGAAGAAAUGGCUUGGGUGGACUCGUGUUGCCUGCAAUUGAUAGCGCGCAACAAGUCGGGCAAGGAGGAGACCUACACAUUCCAGACACAGACACCGAAUGUGAAGAAGGAAUGGAUCACGGAGUUGCGUCUAGCACAAUUGGCUUUGGAUCCAAACAACUCGCCCGCCUGGGAGACGUCCACUUCAACAGAGCCACAAUCACUGUCGGGCAAUAGCUACGAGCAGCAGCAACAGGUGAUGCAGCGGCAAUCCACCAAGCUCCCACUUUUCGUCAAAGCGAUCCCAGUCUACAAGUCACAGCAUCAAACAGAGGUGCGCUGUGGUUGUUAUUAUACUAUCGCCAACGACUUAAAGUUGAGCGGCAAUGCACGUCGCCGUCACAAACAACAAAACUACCUGUGGGUCUGCACCAGCGAUGGCACAUCCUCACACAUAGCAGUGCUCUCGCAGCAUCACCAACAGGCCGGUAAUCUUCGUGAUGUGGGCUCCUUCGACUUGGUCGAGACUCAGGUGACCGCCAUGGAGUUCGUCAAGGGACUGGAUAGUGUGAAGAAACGUGAGGAGCACAAUAGCCUGCUGGGCGAUCUCGUGUGGAUGGGCACAGACAGUCGUAAGUUAUUGAUUUACUCAGCACAGAAUCCCGAACAGGAGGAGCAAUUGGGCUGCUGCACUGUACCUGGCGCCGUUACACGUAUACUCUAUCACUUCGAUGUCGUCUAUGUGGCGCUCUCAAAUGCCAUAAUGCUCAUCUAUCGUCGCUCGUACGAUGGCGUCUGGAUGCUCAAGGACCCACAAGUAGUGCUGCUGGGCGAUUCCGGUUUGCCAGUGCCAAGUCUAUUGCCAAUCAAUAUGAAUAUUUACGCUUCGUGCGCGAAUCGCGUUUAUGUGCUCAAUGCGCUCAACGGUGAGAUACAGAAGAGUUUUGAGGUGCAACAUGGCGCCAAUCAACAGGUCAACUUGAUGGCACAUUCCGGUAUUGGUUUGUGGAUCUCGCUGAAGAACUCAACUGUUUUGUGUUUGUAUCACACAGAGACCUUUAAGCAUUUGCAAGAUAUCAAUAUUGCCUCAAGUGUGUUGCGCAGCGAUGGCAAGAAGGAGCAGUCGGUGAACAAUAGUUCCAUAUAUGUAACCGCACUCAUGGCUUGCAAGGGUUUGCUGUGGGUAGGCACGAAUGUUGGCAUUGCCGUCACCAUACCACUACCACGCCUCGAAGGUGUGCCUAUAAUCAGCGGUGGCAUAAAUAUGUCUUGUCACGCACACUUCGGUCCGAUUACUUUCCUGCUGCCACUUAUACCGCGCGUUUAUCCAAGCUACAAACAACCACCGACACAAACGCUGCCUGUCGCCUUUUGUGCGGAGCCCACCGUUACAGUGCCUAGCAUGGGUGAUGACCUACAAUUGCCCGCAAUCGAUGCCGAUCCCAAGAAGCUAACUGAGGCCGAUCUGGACGAAUCGACGGUGAUAUUACGUCGUGACUUGCCAAAGGAUGAUUCAGCUUUCUCGGGCACCGCCUCACCCUCGGCUUCGAUGUUGCGCGAACUCAGCGUGGAUGGUGACUCGAAUGCCUCUUCGCCGCGUUGCUCCAAAUUGGAUAAGCAGAAUUCAUUCGAUCAAUCGCUCUCGAAGUUACGCGCUUCACUUGUGAACUCGCCAGCUUUCCAUCGCAAACGUUUCCGCGAUCUCUCCUCCGAUUCAGCGCGCAUGGCGAAGACGCUGCCACGUGGUUUCAACACGAGCAUGCACUCAAACACGAGCACGCUCAAUCAUAGCGAACAUGGCUGCUGUGACGUCUACGGCUUGUAUGGCAAACUGAUUUUCGUGAAAGAGGACUACGACGCAGAGGAGGGCACACAGGGUAAUCUCAUGGACAUGAUGUACGAGGGCAUGCGUCGUUCCGACCCCGAAUUGGCGGCCAUACCCGGCAAGGUGAGCACACUUGACCGCCGCUUGCGUAUGAAGGCUUCACGACCGCGUUCACUCGAUCUCUCAAACUGGUCGGUGGACUCGAAAUCGUCCAGUCUCUACACCUCAUCGGGCAGUGAGGAAAGCAUGGGCAUACGACUUUUCGGCGGACGCUCUGUAUCGCGCAACAGCAGCAGCGCUAGUCACAAAACCUCAGGCAACGGCAGUGAUUUGGGCAACAUAUCCGAGAAUGGCCUAAUGACCAGCACCGAAGUACACCAACAUCACAGCACACCCAAAUCGGAUGACGGUUUCAAACUGCUGGAGAUAAAGCAAGCAAAGAACGCGUGCACAAAUGCAGGCGGUGCAUGCACGCCACCACCGGCCGCCGCUGUGGCGACACUCAAGCGCAAACAGAAGCAAACGAACAAACAACAACAGCAACAAAAUGCCGACGGACCGCGCACCAUAAUCACGCUGAUGGGCGGACGCGGUUACUGGCGACACGUCUGGUACAACAACGCCAACUCGCCGAACAGCAAAUCGGCAACGCUGAGCAGUGGCGCCUCAACACCGCUAAUCGCCAACUCGAACGACGCACACAUCGUGGUGUGGGAGAAAAAGUUAUAAUCGCAGGAGUUCGAGUGGCGCCCCUUGCAGCGUAUCGGGCGUCGCGGUCGUGUGCGCUUUCGCGGCAGUUACAUGUCGCGCGAACGUGUGUGCAAUGGCGGCGCCACCAACCGUGGACUGGGCGUGCUCAGCGCCAGCACGCUCAAUGUGCGCGGUAAGGAGAGCACUGGUUUCUUGGCGAGCAGUAGCGGCAUGGGUUUUAAGCGUUUCGCUAAAUUGAAACGAGGUGGCAGUCUGAAGGAGUUUUGAAUGAAUCAAAAUCAAAAUUUGUUAACGUUAGUAAUUGUAGGCUUAAUGGAAUCUUUUUUAUGAAUUAAAAACGAAACAAAAAUGUUUACAUAUUAAUUGUACAGUUAUGGAAAUUAUAUCUAAGUAUCAAGCUGAACUGAAUUGCAUGGAAUUUGAUGUUUACUUGUUGUUGUUGUAUGGAAAAAUGGAAAACCAAGUACAUAAAAUCGCUUAAAAAAAAUCAAAAUAUUCUGCACAAAUAAAUGUAACGGUAAAUUGAAACACACAAACAUACAUAUAUACACCACAUAUUUAUAGCAUAAGCUGAAAGUACUGAGUCUAGAACUGAAAGAAAAACCAACUGCUGAAAUCAACAAGUAUCUUUAUUAGUGAAGCUUUAUGUAGCGCAGCUGCGCAUGUGUAAAAAUGAAAAUUUGUAUUAUUUGCUGAUUCACCCAUUUUGCGAGAGAAACUAAUGUCAUCUAUCUGUACAUUAAAAUUGCCUUUUGCUUGGAAUAAAACAUUUUUUGAAUGAAAAUAUUAUUUCAUUAUUUAAAAUAUUUACUAUAUUAUUUAAUAUAUUUAUAACAUAUUUCCUUUAUCAAUUGAAUUAUUAAUUUUUUAAAUUUUCAAUAAUUUUUAUUUAAAAAAUUUUUUUUUUGUGUUAUUACUUUUUUUUAAUUUUUUUGGUUAUUUUUUUAUCUAAUAUUAUAUAUUUUUUUUUUUGUUAUUUAUAUUUUAUGUUUUAUUAUUUUAUUUAAGGCUUAAAUUUUUACAUUAAACUAUUUUUUCAGAUUUCGUUUAAUUUUUUUUUCUUAUUUAUUAUGUUUUCUUCUUUUUAAGGCUUACAUUUUUACAUUCAAAAUUUUUAUGUAUUUCAAUUUUCAGUUCAUAUUUGUUUAUAUUUGUUUUUUAUAUUUAUUUAUUUAUUAAUUUUUUUGAAGCUAACUUAGAAAAUUUUUUUACUUUAAAUUUUCAGUUUUUUAUUUUUUUUUUUAUUAUUUACCUUUUUUGUGUAUUCAUUUAUUAAUUUUUUAAGCUAACCUUUUCACUUUAGAACUGUUUUUAAAUUUCAAUUUUCAAUUUGUAGUUUUCUUUUCUAAUGUUUUACAAAGUUUUUAUAUAUUUUUAUUUCUGUUUUUUUUUUUUGUAAAAGUUUAUAUUUACACUAAUUUAAACCAGUUGACUUGCAUAAAAUAAAGUAAACAAUUUUACAAAAGGAGUAAAAAAAACUCUGCUUUUACCUUUAUAAAGUUCCAAUUAAUAUUUUUUGUUUGAAAUAUAAUUAUCUAUUUUUUAUUUCUUAUAAAAAUAUUAGGAAAUAAAAAGAUGGAUUUCAUUAUAAUUUGUAUUUCAUUAGUAACGAUAAAUUUAACAAAUUUUAUUUAUUUUAUAUUCAAUUUCUUUUUAUUAUUUUAUUUCUGUUUUUCUUUUGUGAAAACCUAAAAUUGAAAAAUGCUUUAAAUGGUCUAAUAAUAUAUUAUUUUCUCUAAUUUAUUUAUUUAAUUAUUUUUAUUUUAUUUAAUCAUUUUUCAUUUUUGUUUUUCUUUUGUAAAGACUUAAAAUUGAAGCCAGUUUUACUUGAGAGAAAAAUAUAUAUUUUCUUUAGCUUAUUUUUUACAUAUUUUUUCAAGGUGAAUUCCUGUUAAUAUUAAUUUUUUUUUUUAAUUAUUUAUUUAAUUUAUUUUUUGUAUUUGUCUCGCAGUAUUGUGUAAAUCAGUAAAACCGAAACCAUUUGAAGAGCUAUAUUUAACAACAGAAAAAUUGUAAAUACAAAGGAAAAUGAGAAUAAAUUUGUUUAGGGAUUUUUCAAUAUAUAAUAUGUAUAAAAAUUGUAAUAGUUUUAGAAACUGAUCUGAAAAAGUAUACAAAUUAAUAAUGCUGAAUGUUUAAAUCAAAAUAUUUAUAUAUGUUUGAAAAAAUUUACUACUAUAUAAUGGAAAACGUUAUAUAUUGCAGUUUAUUUCGCAUUUCCCGCUCAGUUUGCAUUUUUUUCUAAUUUUCUAUUUUUCGACAUCAGUGUCGUCGUCUCUACACUCAACUUGUAAUGCAACACUACCAAGUAAUGAUGCCACAUGCAAUUUAACUACUCUGAGUAGCAUAACUUUCUUGCCACAAACAAUCAAACGACCCUGUAGCGUUUACGAACGAACACUUACGAUUCACUUUACGACCGACGAUGUGCCACCUUCACUCUCAGCCACUUGGUCACAGGCGAAAUUAAUACAAUGCCAAGUUGGUCAUAUAUUUUGUAAAUAUUGAUAAAUGUUAAGCGUAGCUGCAGUUAAACUCUAUUGUAUGUAUAUUUAGAUAUUUGAAAAUUCAUAUUUUUUAACGUUUCAAUGGAUUAUUUAUGUAUAUUGUUAUGAAAAUUACGAUUUUUUUACGAUUUUUGAAUUCUUUGUUAUGCAUGUUAAAUAUGCUUAAAGUGCAUAUAUGUGCACACAUAUUUAUAUAUUUACAAUCUACAAUACCUUUAAAAACAAAACCAAUUUGAUAGUGAAGGCACACUUUUCCAGGCUUUUUGUAUUUUUAUAUUGAUCAGCUAAACGACUUAAAGUAGAAAAUAUAUGGCAUAUACAACAUUAUAUUUGUAUGUAUGUAUUUGUAAGUAUGUAAUAGCAUAAAAUAUUUGUUAAAUUCAGUAUGUAUAUGAGAUCUAGUUAAAUAACACAAAAAGUUAAUUGUUAAUGCAUACAGGCACGUACAGUUAAGCUAAGCUUAGUAGAGUACAAGCUGCAAAUAUUUUUGAACUGUGUACUUGUAAUUAUAAAAAUAAAUUAGUUUAAAACUUGAAUUUCGAAUGCUAAAUUUAACAGCUGAAUUAAUUUAGUUAUUAAAAAUGUUUAAUAAAAUAAUUAAAAUUAUUUUUUAUUUUUAUUUGUUUAAUAAGUUAACAUUUUUCUUAAUAUAAGCACUCAUUAUGUAACUAAAACUUGAAUUCUCAAUUUUAAUUUUUUUUUUUUCAUAAUCAACUAACGCCAUUAUACACAUUAAUUAUAAUUGGUGUUGCGUAUUUGUAGGUUAUGAACACUUACUUUUAAGCCGCACCCACACACACACACUAACACUUGUACAUAUAUAUACUGCUUAAUUGCGCUAGUUUCAUGGUUUCAAUGCAACUCUGCCGUGCUGCUGUGACCGCUUUGUGUUGCCAGCGAAAAUCACAUGUUUUCUGUAACAAAACAAAAACAAAAUCAAUUACAACAAACACAAAUAAAAUGUGGCACAAGCAACAUUGCAUUUUUCUAGCUUAAAAAGUACUAACUGUAAAUUAGUUAUUAUUAUUAUAAUUAUUAUAAACUAUGGAGUAUAUAAAAUAAUUAAGAAUUUGAAUUGCUAUUAAUUUAGCUACAACAACACAAACAUAUGAUCAGUGAUACUGCUAUAACUGUUAUAAGUAAUUAUUUAGUUUAUAUAAUGAACCUGCUUGUAUGUGUUCCCACUCGCGCUACCCCCUUUGCCAAACACUAAGCUCAUGAAUAGCAUUCUCAAGCGAUUUUUAGCGAACGAAGAAUUUGAAAGAUACGAAAAUAUAUGAACCGAAAAAUGAAACGAAUAUUGAAAACAUUUUCAUGCAUAAAUAAAUAAUUACAACAACAAAAUAAUAAACAAUAGUUAAAUAUAACGGCAGGCACAAAAUAAACGUCAGCACACACAUACAUACAUAUUUACAUGACACAAAAAUAAAUAAAAUUUAGUUAAAUGCCAACUUAAAUGUCUACAAACCGAUAAAAAUACAUAAAAACAACAAUAACAAAACCAAUUGCAAGUGCAUCAAAUAUAUUAUAGAUACGAUUAUAAAUGUUAUAUAAUUAAGUGAUAAACAAGCAACAAACAUGAAGUAUAUAUGCAUAAUGCAAAAUGAACAAAGUUGUAAACUUAAAUUAAAAAUUAAAAAAAAUAUUAAAAUAUAUGAAUUUUAAACCGAUUAAGCAUUAACAAAAAACCAUUUAAUAUAAAAAAAUAAAGAUAAAUAUUACAAAAAAAGUAUAGUUGUCGUAAAUAAUAUACAAAUAUACAACAAGGCAUUAAACAAUUUAUACUCGUAACAGCAACAACAACAAAUAUUGUACAACAUAUUCACACUAAACAAAAAUUACAGUAAUUAAAAAUAAAAAUAAAUCAAAUAAAAUAAAUUUAAAAUACAGUGAAUUUAAAAAAUCACAUACAUAUAUACUAAACGUGGGUGUAUAUGGUCAGUAGGUAUUCAUUUGAAUUAAACAAAUAUACAUACAUAUAUAUAUUAUAUAUAUUAUUGCAUUAUUGAGCAAAUUAUUAUCGAAUAAAAAAUUAAUAUGUGUAUAAAAAAAAACAAAAUCAAAUAAAA
This is a messenger RNA of Zeugodacus cucurbitae (melon fly), 10307 nucleotides long. RefSeq lists its product as uncharacterized. Gene Ontology annotation, molecular function: guanyl-nucleotide exchange factor activity. The transcript is spliced from 7 exons. Gene Ontology annotation, biological process: positive regulation of stress fiber assembly; actin cytoskeleton organization. The coding region runs from base 608 to 5749 and encodes 1713 amino acids. NCBI's taxonomy places the organism in Eukaryota, Metazoa, Arthropoda, Insecta, Diptera, Tephritidae. The record is from RefSeq and is a predicted model, not a curated record.